Puccinia triticina is the source of this 726-nucleotide messenger RNA. RefSeq lists its product as uncharacterized. The transcript has a single exon. NCBI's taxonomy places the organism in Eukaryota, Fungi, Basidiomycota, Pucciniomycetes, Pucciniales, Pucciniaceae. The record is from RefSeq and is a predicted model, not a curated record. Bases 1 to 726 code for a protein of 241 amino acids.
AUGAUCUGCCACCUCUUUGGCACGGCCUCUGGAUACAUCGACGGUAGCAGGGACUCGACGGGGGAAUUCUUCGAUAAUGGCGCUGUGCAUUGGAGCUUCAUGUGCAGGGCCAGGAGUGUAGAGAUUUCACUCAGGUUCGCGAUUGAACACUUGAAGGGAUCUGAAUUAACUAUCGUCGAAGCUUCGGUGGACGACCCAGUCGGAAAAAUCUAUCAUCUACUGCAAGAUUCCAAAAUGCUGGUCAAUCCAAAUGUCCCCCGGAGACGCGCCGGCGAAGACCGAUUGAACCAUCAACCGAUCAUCCACCUCGCUCGCUUAGCAAUACUCCCCUUACGGCUAUCAUAUAUAUUUUUCUAUAAAUUGUCCGUUUUUGAUACUGAUACUCACAAAUCCUUACCCUUAUUUACCCACAUGAAUUCUCUUGAACUCAAAGCUUUAUGCGAAUCGGCUGAAAACAUUUAUGCCAAUCACUCGAUAAUGCUAGCCCUAAUUAAAAAAGUUGAUGCGAGUUUUGGAAAUAGACCUAUUGAUAUCCAGUCCAUCACUCAAACAGCCAAAAAUAUUGCUUGUAAUUCUGAAGUUCCAUCCCAUUCUUUACUCCGCUAUCUGGUUCCCUUAGUCAACAAUCUCAAAGAUCGGAAUUACUACCAGGAUUGGUUUGUUACAUGGGACGCUCUAAUGAAAACAGCUAUUCAUAACUUAGUGCAAGCUGCCAAAAACCUUUAA